This is a messenger RNA of Chionomys nivalis (European snow vole), 303 nucleotides long. Its product is annotated as DPEP2 neighbor protein-like. The annotation marks the transcript as partial. NCBI's taxonomy places the organism in Eukaryota, Metazoa, Chordata, Mammalia, Rodentia, Cricetidae. The transcript has 2 exons. The record is from RefSeq and is a predicted model, not a curated record.
UCUGCAGCACCCGUGCCUCCCGCAGCCCCCCAUUCCCCCAGAUACUACCAUGUCCUCUACAGAGAGCACGUACAAGCCCAGAUAGCCUGGCAUGGAGAGACAUACUGCCUGAUUGGAGGCUGCCAUGUCUAUGGGGAUGCUCCGCUGGCCACCCCGGCAAAGGCUGAGGAAGAGAAGCCAGCACCCAGGCGGGCUCGCAAGAGACAGAGAGUUCAGGAGGAGUCAGACCAAGAUCUAAGAUGUCCUGUGCUGCGGAUCAAAUCCGGGACUUCCUGCAUGCUGGGCAAACGCUCUACCAACUAA